Molecule: messenger RNA, 1243 nt
Organism: Sorghum bicolor (sorghum)
Lineage: Eukaryota; Viridiplantae; Streptophyta; Magnoliopsida; Poales; Poaceae
Product: OPA3-like protein
Exons: 4
Coding region: 270-767 (165 amino acids)
Biological process (GO): regulation of lipid metabolic process
Cellular component (GO): mitochondrion
Source: RefSeq, a predicted model, not a curated record
CCCUGGCCAGAGUCUGUAAUCGGCACUUACAUUCAGAAAGCAAUAGAUCGAUCGGAAGAGGAGAUUUCUCCCGACGUUCCUCGCACUCUCUCGCUACUCUUGCGGCUCACGUCGACGGCGAUCCCUCGCCGGCGGCCAGGGGUUACAUCUCGUCACCACCGUCUGCGGUCAUCUAGCAUAUUCCGGCAACGGCGAGUGGGCAGAAGGAGGACAACGACGCGGAGGAGUAAGGGACGAGCAAGGUAGCCGCCGCCGUCGGAGGAGGAAAGAUGAUACUCCCGGUUGCUAAGCUCGGGACCCUGUUGCUGAAAACGAUGUCGAAGCCCAUCGCGACCAGGCUAAAGACGGAGGCCAGCCGCCACCCCAAGUUCCGGCAGCUAAUCAUCAACCUCGCCCAGGCAAAUCACCGUAUCUCCACAAACAUCCAAAGAAGAGUAUAUGGCCAUUCAACUAGUGUUGAGAUUCGGCCAUUGAAUGAGGAGAAAGCUGUUCAAGCUGCUGCAGAUCUUAUUGGGGAGCUCUUUGUUUUCUCGGUUGCUGGGGCUGCUGUAAUCUUUGAGGUGCAAAGAAGUGCAAGGUCAGAGGCCCGAAAGGAGGAGGCUCGCAAAAAGGAAAUUGAGGCAAUAAGGCAAAAGGAGGAACAACUGGCUCAAGAUUUACUAAUCAUGAAGCAGAAGCUUAGUGACUUAGAGCACGUUGCUAAUUCACGAGGUCUCUCUGGAUUAUUCAGGAGCAGCAGUGUGCCAGAUCAGAGGCCACAUGCCUAGUUGGUUUGACUGAAACAAAGCUGUCGCUUCAAGGACAAAACUCUUAACCAGUUGAACCAACGACUCUCCUGCCCUGUUUCUUGAAGCUCCCACCAUGUUGAUUGUGUUGUCCCACUAACCAUUAUGGGAUGACCCCAUCGGAUUUGAAAGACCAGAGUUUAUUUUGGCAUGCUGUCUACUUGGUUCUGGCAAGUUGCACUAAAUGCACGAGAUGUAUGGGGCGUGUUGUGAAGACAAAAAGACUCAUUCAGAUGUCAUGUUGUGGAGGAUUCCUCUUCUAUGCAGUUUCUCUCUUUGUGCUUUGGAGGUGUUUUUUUUUUGUGUACGAUAAGGGUCUAGUUGUAGUUGUGCUUUUUUGGUAGAAUUUCUGGAAUCCAUCUGGGAGUGCAAUAUUUUGCUCGAGGAUUUUUUUUUUAGACCAAAGACCAUUGGCCCCGCUUUGUAUAAAGCAUAAAAGAUUCAGCUGGGGAAACCAA